Molecule: messenger RNA, 1808 nt
Organism: Radiomyces spectabilis
Lineage: Eukaryota; Fungi; Mucoromycota; Mucoromycetes; Mucorales; Radiomycetaceae
Product: amidase signature enzyme
Exons: 9
Coding region: 178-1728 (516 amino acids)
Biological process (GO): mitochondrial translation; glutaminyl-tRNAGln biosynthesis via transamidation
Cellular component (GO): mitochondrion; glutamyl-tRNA(Gln) amidotransferase complex
Molecular function (GO): glutaminyl-tRNA synthase (glutamine-hydrolyzing) activity
Source: RefSeq, a predicted model, not a curated record
CAUCUCUGUUCGAUAAGCAUUUCAAAUUGAAAGUCAAAGUCAUUAGGACAGCAGAACAAAAGUGUGCCUUUUUUACGUCGGUGCCAUCUGAGGUUCGAAUUUCCAAAAAUCAGUUGCCCUUUUUGGCUGUCACAGUUGCUUCCGGGAAACCUUUGACAUCCCACUUUGAGAUCAAUCAUGAUCGCGGUGCAUCGCCUAGGUGUAGCUCGUAUAUCGUCGGCUUCUGCAAAUUUGAGGAGAAACCAUACUUGGAGCCAAUGCUUUGACGCCAUACAAUCCCGCAAUCCGACGUAUAAUGCGCUUAUCUCGGUACAGAGCCGAUCCGCGCUCGAGCAAUCAGCGGCAGCUUCCGACAAACGAUAUCAACAAGGCAAACCAUUGAGUCCACUCGACGGCACACCUGUCGUUGUCAAGGAUAACUUUUGCACCACCGCUUUGCCAACCACAUGUGCUUCUAAUAUGCUCAAAGAUUUCACGUCGCCAUACGAUGCACGUGUAGUGCAACUUCUCACUGAUGCUGGUGCCAUCAUGAUGGGUAAAAGCAAUAUGGACGAGUUUGGUAUGGGUUCGGCCAAUAUAUACAGCGAAUUUGGACCGGUGUUCAAUCCACUCGACGGUCCCAAACAGCCCACUUUAGAUAACCACCGUGUUGCGGGUGGAAGCUCGGGAGGAAGUGCAGCUGCAGUGGCUCUGGGCAUGUGUAAAAUUGCUUUGGGUUCUGAUACCGGUGGAUCGGUACGUUUGCCCGCUUCGUAUUGUGGCGUGGUCGGAUUCAAACCAUCCUAUGGCCGCUGUUCCCGAAAUGGUUUGGUCGCUUAUGCCAAUUCGCUGGAUACGGUGGGUAUUUUGUCCCAAACGGUCGAUGAUGCCCAGACUGCGUAUGAUGUAAUUGCCCAGUAUGACGAGAAUGAUCCUACAUCCAUGCCUGUACCAUUAAGGGAAGCUGUGGAUGGUCAGGACAGAGCACUGGCGGAGAAAUGGUCAUCCGACGAUUUAUCAGAGCUUGUCGUCGGUAUUCCCGCCGAAUAUUACGUCGAUCCCUUGUCAUUGGAAGUCAAGGAAGCAUGGCGCCGUGGAAUCCAAUGCUUGAAAGAAAGAGGAGCAUCGAUUGUCUCCGUGUCUUUGCCGCAUACACGUUUUGCUCUUCCUGCUUACUACAUUAUCGCUCUAGCAGAAGCGAGCUCCAAUUUAGCACGCUUUGACGGGAUCCGAUAUGGCCAUCGCAGCGGAGAUAAAAACUCGGCGGAUGAUCUGCUCUAUGCCGAUACACGGUCGGAGGGAUUUGGACCCGAAGUCCAACGUCGUAUUCUUUUGGGAACGCAUGUUCUUACAGCAGGGACUUACGAAAAGCAUUUCCUUCCUGCGCAGCAAACGCGUCGUCUUAUACAACGCGAUUUUGAUGACGUUUUCUUAUCGCCGAAUCCACUUUACAGCAGCAAGGAAGCCGCAGCCGAAUCGAUGGGCACCAAGGCGCAUGUCCUCUUAACACCUUGCGGCAUUUCGUCCGCACCCACUAUAGAAGAAAGCCGACACUCAAGUCGUCCUGUGGAUGCCUUUGUAAAUGAUGUCAUGACAGUGCCGGCCAGCUUGGCCGGUUUGCCUGCCAUUGCGAUACCCUUUGCAAAAUCUAGCGACAGCGGGUACCCGAUUGGGCUCCAACUAUUAAGUCAAUACGGUCACGAUCGCUCACUGCUGCGUAUUGCACGCGUGCUUUCAGAAUGUAAAUAGAAAAAACAAAGUUGCGUCCUAGAUACAUAGUAAAAUUACACAGGUUAUUGGUUGACCGAUGCAGUAGCAAUUAAAAUAUG